UAACACCACCACAUACCGUAUGAUAGAACCCUGAGUUUAGUGUCUUGUGGUAUUUCAAAGAAAUUGCGGCCCGUACUUAAAAUACCGACCUGCUGCUAUCGGGCCUUUCGUUGUUGCCAAAAUUCAGUUUUUUAGUUCCUAAAACCCUAGCAACCAUCCUAUAGUCACUCAAUCUUGUUUCCUUAUAGCAAAAACCGUGUUUGACGACCUUUUUCGUAAUUAAAAUCGAAUUAUUUUGGUAUCUAUUUACUACUGCAAAAGAAUGGUGCAGCACAAGGCCCAGUUGAAGAAGCAGCAAAAGCGCGGUGUAGACUUCAAAAAAAUAAGAAGAAAGGUUGGAAGAAAAUUGCCCCCACCAAAGAAUACUACCAACACUGAAGUUAAAUCAAAAGCAAUUAUAUUACCGGAACAAAGUUUGGCAUCCGAGAAGGCCGGGUUAGCCGUGAGCAAGAAAGGUUUGACUUUAAAAGAGCUGCUUCAGCAGACGUCUCAUCAUAAUGCAAAAGUUCGCAGAGAUGCAUUGAUCGGUAUUAGGGAUAUCUUCUCGAAUCAUCCAGCAGAACUGAAAAUGCACAGACUCACUGUUAUCGAAAAACUGCGUGAGCGCAUGAGUGAUGACGACAAAAUUGUGCGUGAAACCCUAUAUCAACUUCUAAAGGCAAUCGUAUUUCCCGCCUGUAAAGAGGAUAACCAGGGAACUUUUAUAUCUUUGAUGAUGGCAUACGUAUUCAACGCAAUGACCCAUCUGUCAAUCGAUGUCCGUUUGAUGGCUUUUAAGUUUUUUGAUCUGGUUGUCCAGCAUUACCCAUUGUCGUUCUCUAUGUAUGCCGAUAAGAUCAUCCAACAUUACAAAGAGAUAUUGCAGAAAAACCAGUUUAAUAUGCAUGACAAGGGAAAACUUAAGAGUGUUCUUGCUGGUUUGGCGCACUGUCUCUCUCUGUUGCCGUGUAAUAAUAGCUCGUCAACUGAUAAUAAUGCCAUUGCUGAUCGAAGAAUUUUGCAUGCUUUCGAGUCUCAAGUGCACGAAGAUCGUUCUGGGUUUUCAGUGACUGCAAUGGAACUGAAGGGCCUUUUGCCUAUUUUAGUUAGCGGUCUUCAGGAUUUUAUGCCUUCGGUUCUGACAAUGGAAGCACAAACAUAUGAUUGUGUUCUUUCUAUAUUGAAAAGUAUAGACGUUGUUGUCAAAUUCUUCGUUUAUGGGAAGGGCACCAGAACUGAUCAAGACGUGUUGCAAACGCUUUUGAAGAAGUUAUUUGGUGUCUUUCCCCUUCACCCCACACAUCAGUCAUCCGAGAAGGGUGAUAAUAGGUACUUUAUCUUGAACGUCAUAAUAUCGGAGAUCUUUUUUUGCUUAGUUGACUGGUCAGCUCCCCCGUCUGCCUUUCUGGAUAAAUUUCUGGUGUUCGUCGUAGACGCGUUGUCCGAACGGGUAGGGCACUCUGGUAAAUCGUCGUUCCAGAAGCAUUCACUUUCACUCAUUCCUUUCAUUCCAAAACUGAUCAUGCAAGUGGACAACACAUGGAAACCACAUAUUCUUCAGGCUUUUACAGAGGCUUUCAAGAAGUGUGACCCGGAGUCUCCAAUGAAACUAGUUUGUCUUUCGGCUAUUGAAGAGAUGUUAUUUCCCAAGAACUGUUCGGUAUCUCUAAAUACAAGUGAUUCAGAAAUUGCCGACUUCCAAAUUAGCUGGAUUCGAGAAAUUCCUUUGUUGCUAACCCUCUUGGGUGAUAAAAACACAUCGGCAUCCAAGGCUGUAUUGCUUCUGCAACUUCACUUGGGGCAACGUGGAACGUUCUCCGAGGAGCUUGACAACAUGCAGUACUCGUUGAGAGAAUUUUACAGUACGCGCCCUCUCCAAGACGGGAAUAUUUCUUACGGUCCUUUUAUGAAGCUUGAUAGAGAGAUACAGGAACUUUCUAUUUGUUGCCUUUAUUACUUCUCGUUCCUGGACCCGUCUCUGCUUCAGUCCCUAGCUGCUUGUUGCUUGUGCCAUGAUCUGGAGCCGUCUCUCUUGUUUUGCAUAUUAGAAGUUACGAAUAGUGCUUUUAGAGCUGGACAUAUCCAGAUUGCCGACUAUCUUAGUUUUCUCAUCACAUUACUUUCGCGAUAUCAAGUUUCUUCCGAAAGCAAUUCACCCGCUGUUGACAAAGGCAGGAAGUCAAACGUGGGAUUGUUUCGGUCCGUCACUAGUGUGAUUUGCUCUUGUCUGCCUCAGAUUGGAGAUGAUCAUCUUGUGCUAAAGAUGCUAGAGGGAGCGGUUAUUGAUCAGAUCGCAAAUAAACCACCCUUGGCCUUGGAGAACACGUGCGCAUUGCUUAGAAUGAUCGUCACACUCGAUUCGAAUCCCACUAAACUUUCUGCACCGAGUGUUUCCAAACUAGCGAACGUCCUUCCAAGAUACCUUAUCCAUGUUUCUAGUCUCGGAGAAAAAGAUAUUGGGUCCGGUAACGCCAUUUGUACCAGCAGGAAUCGUUACUAUACAUUGCCGUGUUUUCUGUUGUUUCAUAGAAGUGAAAAGAUCUUAUAUGACGUGUUAAAUGGGAUGUCAUCUUUCAUCUCGGGACCGUCUUUUGAUGGUCAAAACGACCAUGAUAUGAACAACCAUUCAAUCAGGAUAGUUGCAGCUGUUAAUGUUAUACUUCUAAUGCAUGAGGAUGUUAGAGUUCGGGAAAUAUUAUUGCGUUACAAGAAAGAGAUCGGUAGCGUACUGCAGAAUAUUGUUAGAAUAAUGUCUGAUGAAGGAUACAAGUUGAAGAUCGAAGAGAAGCACAAAAUACAAUGUGCCUAUGAUCGAUUAAAGACCAUCACUACUAGAUGAAUUUAAUACGGUGGUGGUAUGUUGUAUGAUGCCCAUUAUAUGCAGGUUGGUAAGUUGCAAGACCACCUGUGGGCUAGAAAUGGACCAAUGCCUGUUUGAGUUUCUUUCGGUUAAAUUGACGUACAAAAUGCGGAAACUUGAAUCGUCACAUUGAUCAUUGAAGAGGCUUACAAGUGGAGGUGAAGGUAGAGUGGUUUGAUUAUUGUGGCUACUCAAAAAAGAACCCGUUCGUUAACUUUAGUUGUCAUAGAUAUCGGUUAUACUCUACACUAUUUACCUACUAACUUGUAAGUUAUCCAAUUUUGUAUAAUUCUUUUGAUGCUUCUCCGAAACAUUGCCAGUUUUUCAGUUUCUAAACAGAAACCGGAACAUCACUUGCAUAUUA
Molecule: messenger RNA, 3203 nt
Organism: Helianthus annuus (common sunflower)
Lineage: Eukaryota; Viridiplantae; Streptophyta; Magnoliopsida; Asterales; Asteraceae
Exons: 19
Coding region: 263-2818 (851 amino acids)
Cellular component (GO): nucleus
Source: RefSeq, a predicted model, not a curated record